Molecule: messenger RNA, 4461 nt
Organism: Talaromyces amestolkiae
Lineage: Eukaryota; Fungi; Ascomycota; Eurotiomycetes; Eurotiales; Trichocomaceae
Exons: 4
Coding region: 1-4461 (1486 amino acids)
Biological process (GO): regulation of transcription by RNA polymerase II
Cellular component (GO): mediator complex
Molecular function (GO): transcription coregulator activity
Source: RefSeq, a predicted model, not a curated record
AUGAAUUCAGUCAACUUUUCCAAUGUGGGCACUGGAGCCAUGCUCACCGGUGCCAACCCUCAAGGGCCUAUGCAACCCCCUCAGAAUGCCCAGGUUCAACGACACAUCGCUGUAGCUCUACAAAAUCAAGGGCCAUUCACCGGAUGGCGUGCAGAAGUCACCAUUCCAGACCGAGCUGGGAAAAUCCUGCAGAUGAUUACAUCCCUUCGACUUAUACAGCCUCGGAUCGAAAUCCAGAACGCACUCCAGGCAGCUUUGCAGUAUGAGGAAAAGGCUUUCCGUGAAGCCAAUCAGCGAGACGAGUACGAGAAAGAGUGUGCCAGUAAACUCCACGCUAUUAAAGAAACGAGAUCGCGACAACAAGCCGUGUACAACCAAAGCGGAUUAAUGCAGCACGGCGGUACCAAUGGGGGCAUGCCUAGCGUAGUCCAUCCGAACCAAAUGCCCCCGCAAUUCACACCUCAGAUGAAUCGACCGAUGCAGACCUCGCCUAUUCCUGGCCAAAUGCCUAUGCACAUGGGCAUGAAUGAUCCCACCAUGAUUCAGCAACAGCAGCAGCAGCAAGCUUUUGCGCAGAAUCAGAUGGGACAACAACGACUCGCAUCAGGGAUGCCAGUGAUAGAUGAGUUGAGUAUGCUCAGCCAACCCGAUUUCGAACAGAUCAGUCGGCUUGCGGCGCAGAUGAUGUCGAAAAUGACACCCGAUGACCUCGAGAAGCGGAGAGCCGCAGCGACGUCGAAAAUGAGCCCCGAACAAAAGCAAAUGAUUUCACAGAAAUAUGGAGACCCUUUGACUUGGAUGAUGCGACUCCAGAUCUUGAAAAAUAUGAAAGCUCGACGAAGCCAACAGAUUGCUCGCGCCCAAGGUCUUGACCCCAAUGCUUCUAUGGUCGGAGGGGAUACCAUGAUGAACGCAGCUCAACGUCAGAUGGCUCCAAAUAUGAUGGGCCUGCAGCGGAACUCCGCAUUGCCGAUGAACAACCAGCAAGGCUUAGAUCCUUCUUCAUUCAUAAACGUCGAGAACCUUCAAGGGCAGCAAGCGGACGGGCUCCGUUCCCAGGAAGCUGGUCAGCUGGUCGUUCCUGCAAGUACUGCCCCGAUGUCCAGCCAGCCAUCUUUUGCAGACCCUACCGGCCUGUUUCAACAGGGGGCGCCACAGCAGAACACACAGCCAAAUCUCAAUCGCUCAAUCAACCCGCAACAAUUCUUGGCGCAACAGCAACUACAAAAUGCUCAAAGUGCCCAGCAAAUUGGCAUGCAACAAACAUCGCAGUUUCAAGCUCAGAAUCAAGCACAAGCCCAAGCAAGAGCUCAAGCCGCGCAUAAUGCAAAAAUGGCAAUGUCAUCACAGGCUGGAGGACAGACUACUAACCAGAUGAAUCAGAACAUGCCGCACCAAAGUCCAGCCAUGCCAAUGCUCAAUCGCCCAGUCGGCCCCAACAUGUCUCCAGCGCAGGGAGCGGGACAAAUACGACCACCAUCACGACAACUUGGCGUGAACGGGCAGCAACCUGGCAAUCAACAACCGGCAAUGCGACCGCAGAUACCCCCAAACCUUCCUCCGGCCCUCAAAGAGCGAUUAGGGCAGAUGACACCGGAGCAGCUGAAUGCCUUUUUGAUUGCGCAGCAACGUCGUGCUCUAGCAAACAGUCAGGCAGCUCAAGCAGCGCAAGCAGCCCGGGCAGCAAACAGUCAGCAGAUGUCAAUGCAGACGAAUAUGCCGCAGCUACCUCAAGGUGGGCAAUUCAAUGGCCCGAACAUUGGCACAUCGAUGCCUAUGCAACAGUCACUCAAUGGACUGGCUGGAGGAGUGCAGAACAAUGCAAUGCUCCAGGGACAACAAUUAUCGCUGCAGCAACAGCAGCAACAGCAACAACAACAGGCGCUGCUAAGACAUCAACAAGCCCUAAUGCGUUCUCAGAGUCAGAGUAUCGAUAUGAAUGCUGAACAGACCCGAGAAAUGGAUCGCAUGGCCUUCCCCCCGUCGAUGAUUAAUUCCAAUGCAAACAUGAACCCCCCCGUCCCGAAGACAGUGAAGACCUGGGGUCAAUUAAAGGCAUGGGUUGUACAGAAUCCCCAGGUCCUUGGCAACGUCGAUUCAGCCAAAUUACUGGAUCUUCAGCGUCUUCAUUUUGCGCACACCGUAUCACAACAACGUGAAUCUGGGCGAAAUAAUGAACAAGCUGGGCAGCCAAAUUGGCCCGGAAAUAACCAACCGUUCAUGCCUGGUCAGAACGUUACGGGACGGCAACCACAAAGCCAUCCUCCUGGGCCGACUAUCACUCCCGAAGAGAUCAUGAAUGCCCGAAAAAGACUAGGCCCACAGGCUCAGAAUAUGCCUGAUGAGCAACUCAAAGCGUUUCUCCUGAAGAAUAAACAGAAGAUGUGGAUGCAACAGCUUCAAGCUAGAGGACUAGCCAUGCAGCAAAUGAAUCCAGCCCAAAACAUCCAAAACCUAAACCAGACCCAACCUCCACAAGUGACACCGGUGCCCACUCCCAUGCCAGCAAAGCAAACAGUACCUCCAGCAACUCAAGCUCCUCCUCAGCCAGUGCAGACCCCACAACCAACCAACGCCAAAGUCCAGCCAACAUCGUCAGCUGGUAAAGGAGCCAAGGGUGGAGCUGCUGGCAAAUCAACCUCCAAGAAGCGGCCUCACAGUGAUGAUGUCGUUGAGAUUCCAAAUCCCAAAGCCCAGCCACCUUCGCAGGCGCCCCCUCAAGCAGCUACAACAUCUGCUCCUGCACGUCUACCACUCAAUCUCACUAGGGAACAACUUGCUGCUUUAUCUCCUACUCAACGGUCCCAGCUUGAAGCUCACAUGAAACAACAACGACAGCCCCGUCCUCAGUUAUCGAAGAUUGCGGCAGAGGAGAAUUGGAAUGCUACCCUACCUGACCAACUCAAACACUGGUAUAAUGAAAUGGCCAAAGCGGUCAUUCCCAACUCAGGACCCAUGGAUAUUUCCGCGGAGGAUAAGGCAAUAAUGGCUCAGCAGCUACGAGAAUCCACUGACAUGUUAUCAAGAUUGGAUACGCUCGUUCAGUGGCUAAUCAAACUCCCAAAUCAAGAGAAGAAUGUCAAGGCCCUCCUUUCGAUGCGAAUUCAACUUAUGAAGCAAUUCAAAUCGACGGAAUGGACCGUAAAUGAUGAGUUUACUAUUGCUCCAGACUAUUUGAAGAGGUCUAUCGGUAUCAUCAAGAACAUGUUCACUUCGAUGAUCACUAAAGUCCAGAGUCAACAACUACAGCAAGGACAGAAACUAAGGCCUCCAAUACCACCUUCUGGAGGACAACCGCCUCUGAACGCGUCCAAUCUCCAGCAACUUGAAGAAGAAGCGAAACGGGCUCGACGUACACAAAAUCAAAAUGUUCCUGCAGCACCUACUGCCACGCAGCCCCCAUUCCCAUUGGGAGAUCCAUCUCCUCAAGGCGUGCCUCAAGCUUAUGGGCCCGGAGGAUUCUCUCCAGACAAGUUGAAGAUUCCUCCUACAAAGCGUCGAAAGCAGAGUCAUGCGUCGGUUUCGGCUGCACAGGGUGCUGCAGCCGCCAAGGCUGCGUCAAAAGCGGAUGCUGCGAAAGCUUCAUUGUUCAAGUGUGCUGUUGCUGACUGUGAAUACCACGUCAAGGGCUUUUCGACGCAAGCUGCUUUGAGCAAGCAUGUGGAAGAUGAACAUAGGGUCAAAGAAGAAAUCACUGAUCCAUUGAAGUACAUGGUGGACAGUUUGGAUGUCGCACUUGGCGUACCAGAAACAGGCAAAGGGGUCUUGGAGGGCGAGGUUGAUAAGAAGACAAUGCCCAGUGAAACGUCGGUGGUGAAGCAGGAAGUUAAAACUGAAGGCAUCACUCCUGCUAUUAGUGGUGCCACACCAAUGAGUCGUUUGGUCAGUCAGACAGAAGCCAAGAUUAUUUCACCAGCAUCCACCAGCACAAUGACGCCGCGUUUACAGGCUACAAAGACGACUAAAGCGACAGCCACCAAACAAGCCAAAGCCGGUGCUAGGGCGGAGGCAGCGAAGGCCGUUCUUGAACAGCCGCCUAUCACAGAAAAUGCGGUUGCUAAAGACGGAUGGGCAGAUAGCAAGGUGUCUCUCGAUGCUAUCCAAGAGACGUUCGAUAUACCGAUGACUGACAGCUUCCCUGGCAUGGGAGGAGGGGAAUUCUUCGAAAUGUUCCUCAACUCAGACAUGUUUUCGACUCAAAACGAAGAUACGCCGGACUCCAUUGAUAGUAAUGCAUUUGUCACGCAGACACCAAAUGAUGGCGACAUGGCCAGGGAUGACUCGGCAAUUCAGAUUAAAGAUGUUGAAGAAGAUGGCUCUUGGCCUGCUGAUUGGUUCUCUCACCCAGGACCAAUGUUCUCUGGAAAUGCAAAUGACGACCCAUGGAUGGAUUGGGAGACUGUAAACAAAGAGCUGGAGGCGGCACCCCUUGGCAAGGGUAUUUCAUUCUCAGUAUCAUGA